GAGAACCAAAGCCACAGAUCCAUGCCUGUCCGUCCUGCCCUCUGGCCUUCUCCAGUCAUAAGUUCCUCAGACAACACGUGAAGCACAACCACCCCUCUGAGUCCUCCCCAGAGACACCUGCCGGAAAAUACCUCCAACCAGAGGACCCCCAUCCAGGGGGCCAGAAGCAGCAGGAUUCUGAGCCCUUCACCUGGAACGACAAGGCAGAGAGGGAAGACAUUAGAGAUAGGUCCAAACCUGUGGUUGAAAGGACAAGGCAGGAGGGCAUUGCCAAGGCCUUCUCCAGCCUAGCCAAAGGACAAAUGGGGAGUUCUAGGGAGGCUAACCAAGUGACGGAGCCAGAGGCCAGCCCAAGGCAGAAAGUGAAUCCCGAGGGCACAGGGAAAUUAUUGCUGGGGGUAGAAAUCUCAAGAGUUGUGAGAGUCAGGGGAGGAGAAUGUGGGCGAGGCUUUAGUCAGAAGUCAGAACUCACUACACACCAGAGGGGACACUCAGGGGAGAAGCCCUAUGUCUGCAGGGAGUGUGGGCGAGGCUUUAGUCAGAAGUCAGACCUCAUCAGGCACCAGAGGACACACUCAGGGGAGAAGCCCUUUGUCUGCAGAGAGUGUGGGCGAGGCUUUAGUCGGAAGUCAAUCCUCAUCAGUCACCAGAGGACACACUCAGGGGAGAAGCCCUUUGUCUGCAGGGAGUGUGGGCGAGGCUUUAGUCAGAAGUCAAUCCUCAUCAAUCACCAGAGGACACACUCAGGGGAGAAGCCCUUUGUCUGCAGGGAGUGUGGGCGAGGCUUUAGUCGGAAGUCAAACCUCAUC
This is a messenger RNA of Orycteropus afer afer, 809 nucleotides long. NCBI's taxonomy places the organism in Eukaryota, Metazoa, Chordata, Mammalia, Tubulidentata, Orycteropodidae. The record is from RefSeq and is a predicted model, not a curated record.